GGGCAGCGCCAGCAGCUGAACACGUUUGGGAGCCGCUGACGUCUGCUCCGGCAUCGCCCACGGAGGAAAACAGGCGGCAGAGCACGAGUCUGGCCCCACGGAGCAGAGCGGGCUCCCGGCCGGCUCGGGCGCUGUGCCCACCAUGCCCCUCCCGGGCCGGCCGGUGGCACCGCGGGGGGCCGGGGGGCUCGACUGAGCCCCCGCCAUGGGGCCAUGGCGGUGGCUGCUGCUCUGGUGCUUGCGCAUGGUGCUGAUCCACGGCACCAUCCUGGGGGGGGCCCAGCGCCCACCGGAGAGACCCCCCCGGCCGGCAGGAUGGUCCCCAACCCCGUCACCCUCCGGGGUGCCCACAGCGGAGCCGGGAGCGCCAGGGGACCCCGAGGGCUCGGCGGCGGCGCUGGCUUUCCUGCAGACGGGCGAUGCGCAACGGCUGGCCCAGGCCAACUGCAGCCGGGGGGUCCCCGCGGGGGCAGCGGGGCUCGGCCCCCCCCCGGCGCUGCGUGCCGCCCUGCGUGCUGCCCCGGAGGCGCUGGCCCACGCCGCCAACUUCCUCAACAUGCUCUUCCAGACCAACGACAUCCGCGAGGCCAGCGUGGCCGAGGACGUGGAGUGGUACCAGGCACUGGUGCGCAGCCUGGCCGAGGGGCACCCAUGGGUGCGCCGGGCGGUGCUCGCCCUCGACGCCCACCCGCUGGCCGCCAAGCCCCGGCUGAUGCUGCAGGCCACCAAGGGGGACAGUGAAAUCCUGCUGCAGGACGUCUCCGCUGCCGCCCCCAGCCUCGGCAACCUCAGCUGGGACAACGAGUGGUUCAACGCCCUCAAGUCCCAGCGACCCCCCCCUCUCCGCAAGCGCGUGCUCAGCAAUGACCUGCGCAGCAUGGAGACCCCCAAAUGGCAGCAGGGGGACAGCUACGUGGGGGAGCCGGGCCACGUGCGGUGGUCCCCACCGUUCCUCGAGUGCCGGGACGGCAGGUUCUUGCCUGCCUGGGUGGUCACGCUCUCCUCCGCUUUCUACGGGCUCAAGCCAGAUCUCAGCCCCGAAUUCAAGGGCGUUGUGCGGGUCGACAUCGAGCUGCGGGAUGUGGCCAUCGACCAGUGCGCCAGCGGCCCGGGCUGGUUCGCGGACACCCACCGCUGUGACCUCAACAGCACCCAGUGUGUCCCCCAGGAGAGCCGUGGCUUCGUCCUCGGGAGGUACCUGUGCCGGUGCAAGCCGGGCUUCUACGGGGCUGGCGGAGUGGCCAGCGGUGCCCGGGCAGGCAUGGCGGGGGCAGACGGGGGGUCCCGGCUGGCGUGCCGGCCCUGCCGCCAGGGAUGUGCCACCUGUGAGGACGAUGUGCCCUGCCUGAUCCAGGAGGACUGGGCGCUGCGGGCGGCUGUCCUGUCCUGCCAGGCCUGCUGCAUGCUGGCCGUCUUCCUCAGCAUGCUCGUCUCCUACCACUUCCGACGGAGCAAGAGGAUCCGGGCAUCAGGAGUUGUCCUCCUGGAGACCAUCCUCUUUGGCUCCCUCCUCCUCUACUUCCCGGUGUUCAUCCUGUACUUCAAGCCGAGCAUCUUCCGCUGCAUCGUCCUGCGCUGGGUACGCAUGCUUGGCUUCACCAUCGUCUAUGGCACCAUCACCCUCAAGCUGUACAGGGUGCUGAAGGUGUUCCUGUCCCGCACGGCUCAGCGGGUGCACUACAUGUCGAGUGGGCGGGUGCUGAAGAUGCUGGGGCUGAUCCUGCUCCUGGUGCUGUGGUUCCUGGCGGCCUGGACCAUCGGGAUGCUGGAAAACGCCGACAAGAACAUCCCGCUGGUGAUCCGCACCCAGACCACCCACGGGCUUCACUUCUACAUCUGCAGCCACGACCGCUGGGACUACAUGAUGGUGAUCGCCGAAAUGCUGUUCCUGCUGUGGGGCAGUUUUCUGUGCUACGCCACGCGCGCCGUGCCCUCCGCCUUCCACGAGCCUCGCUACAUGGGCAUCGCGCUCCACAACGAGCUCAUGAUCUCGGCUGCCUUCCACGUGGUCAGGUUCAUCAUGGCUCCCUCGCUGCACCCCGACUGGACCCUGCUGCUCUUCUUCGCUCACACCCACGGCACCAUCACCAUGACGCUGGUGCUGCUCUUCAUCCCAAAGUUCCUGCACGCCGGCUCACCGCUGCGGGAGGAGAUUGCGGCCGAGGUCUACGAGGACGAGCUGGACAUGCGGCACUCGGGCUCCUGCCUGAACAGCAGCAUCGCGUCCGCCUGGAGCGAGCACAGUCUCGACCCCGAUGACAUUCGGGAGGAGCUGAAGAAGCUCUACAUGCAGCUGGAGGCCCACAAGACGUGGAGGAUGGCAGCCAACAACCCCCACCUCCCCAAGAAGCGCAGCUCUCGCCGCAGCCUGGGCCGCUCCAUCCUGCGCCGCGUCGCCGAGCUGCCCGAGGCGGUGGCACACCGGGGCAGCAGCAGGGAGCGUGGGGUCACCCCGACACACCGCGGCUCCUCGGCCAAGCGGCUCCCCGACGCCGGCGGGGCCAGCCUGCGGAUGCGGGAUGAUGGCUCCCGGCGCCGUGCCACUGCCCUGCGCAAGUCGCACAGCACCGAGGGUCCCACGCAGGUGCCCUGGGGAGGCUCGCCCACCUCCAGCCACCCCGGGGAGCCGGCGGGGGGGAGGAAGAUGAUGGCAGUGACAGCCUUGGAGCAAUCCGACAGCGAGUCCCUCGACGCCACCCCACUUGUGUGCAAGUCAGCUAGUGCCCACAACCUGGCAGGGCACGGGCAGCCCCCCCUGCCCCGCGCAGCCCCCUUGCAGAAGUCGCUCAGCGUCGUUGCCGGUGCGUGGGACGAGGCCCUGCUUGCCGCCAGCCAAGCCGCACGGGAGGAGUGGCACGCCAACCGGCCCCCCCUCCGCCCCAGCCUCGGGGCACCCCACGUGCCAGGGCCCCCCGAGGAAGCCAGGAAGCCCCAAAGCCCCAGUGCCUCCCUGCCAGGCGGCUCCAGCCCCACCGAGGGGGGCUCCCAGGAGGACACGUCCCCCCCUGGCAAGGUGCAGAAACACGUCACCUACGCACCCAUCAAGAGCAUCAGCGUCGACAGCUCCCACUUCCCAGGGCGGGUGCGCGUGGCUGUGAGAAGGACCCCCCCACCACCACCCAUCCGCUACCAGAGCCUGGGGCAACGUGCCACACCAGCUGGGGACAGCCCAGAGCCACCCACGGAACCCCUGGCACAGGCGGGAGAACCGGAGGGAACACCGGUGGGGGUGGCGGAGGAAGAUCCGAGGUGCACAUCCCCCCAGGGGGGGAAGGGCAGGCUGCUGACCGCAGCCUCCAUCCCGGCCCAGGUCUGCCCCUGGGAGCUGGUCCAGGAGGAGAUCCUGAGCCGAAGGGAAAAAGCUGCCGAAGCAGCAGAGUCAGGGACCCCCGGUGACACACCAGCCACCCCCCCCAGCUUCAAGCUGUCCUCCCAGAAGUCCUCCAUCCGGGGUCUGGGACUCGCCAUCAAAGCCUUCAACCGCUCCAGGGGGAAAAGCAUCUUGAAGGGGAAGAGGGAGGGCGAGGGGAGCCUCAGGAAGAGGGGCAGCAGGAGGGAGAGGCCCAACCUAGCAGAGACAGCAGUUGUGUCCCUUGGGGGGAUCAGCCAAGACCCCGCCGCAAAAAGCCCUGAGUGGAGCCGGCAGAGGCCCGGCAGCGAGCCCCCUGCCCACUCACGGCAGGGGGCUGUGGUCCCCUGCCAGCACAACAACAACGCUGGCACUGCUCGGGAAGCCGCGGGCUCAGGGGAUGGUGGGGCAGGACAGUGGGACAGCCCAGCCCCAGGGUCAGGGGAUGGGGGGACACUGGCAGAAGAGCCCAGCGCUCCCUGGGGGGAGGCAGAUGCCGGUGGGGGUCUGGAGCCAUCUUUGGGAGUGCACAAGGUCCCACCCAGCGCUGGCCACCAAGGAGCUGAACACCCCCGAGAAACCCCGGUGGUGGCCGGCAGCGGGAGGGCACAGACCCAUCCCCAGCAAGGGGCCGAGGAUCCCACGGCAGAGCUGGGCAAGGACAGUCCUGCAGCCAUCGUGAGACUGAUGGCACCAAAAGAAGGGGGGGCCAGCAGGUCCAUCCACCCCUGGGACCACACAGAGGUGGAGUGGCCACAUGCAAAACCUGCCGCAAGCAGCCCCUGCCCAUCCCCUGAGAAGCCAGGGGCUGAGGUUUGUCCCCAGGGAGCUCCAGGUGUCCCACCAAGAAAAGGAGCUUUGCUGCACCAGCAGGCGAUUGCUUCCCGGGAGGACAUCGGCAUCCCACUGGGCAAGGAGAGCCUGGCCAAGGCAUUGGAGAAGGGGGGCAGCCAGCCCGAGCCCCUCAUUGCCAGGGGGGCCCAGGAUGCUGAGAGGGUCCCUGCAAGGAGCCGGAGCGUGGAGGUGGCCCUGGCUGCAGCAGAGAAACGUGGCAGCAUGGUGGGCAGGCAGGCAGGGGUCCGUCCUGAGGACACCCAGGCAGAUUCCACCGUUAAAAUAGACACUGGCCCCUGGGAGGGGAGCGAGGGGGAGCGCUGGGACCCGGGCAGAGCCCUGAGGAAGGGCAGCAGCGAGGGGGACCCCCGGCACCAGGGGGAAAAGCUGGGCACGGAAAAGCCAGCAAAAACCUCGGAGCUGCCACAAGCGGCUUUGGAGAAAGCAGGCAGCGUGGUCUGCCCAUGGGAGACGGGGGAACAGGGAAGGACCAUCAGAGCAGAAAUCUGCCCCUGGGACGCGGAGGGGGCUGAGCAGCAGCGAGAGAGGCAGCAGCCGGCCAAGCGGGUGAAAAGUGUCAGACCAAAAUCCCUGGGUUUGCCGAGAGCGCAGGACAGUGGGAGCAGCCUGCGAGCAGCCGGCCAGCCCUGGGGCAGCGCCAGCAGCAAGGGACCUCCACCGAAACCCGCGCCCAGAAGCUCCGAGCUGCCAGAAGUGACCUCGAGGAGCCCAACACGGGCUUCGGUUUGUCCCUGGGAAGUGGCAGCAGCUGACAGCGAUGCAGAAGUUUGUCCUAGAGAAAAAGGAACAGCCUUACCCAAUGCAGGAAAGUUGGGUGAUGGUGAGAUUUCCCAAGCGAAAAACGGGAUUUCCGCAGACAAAGCAGCCCCGAGGAGCACGGGAGAGACGGCUGCAGCCACGGCCAAGGAGAGCGGCCAGCGGGGACCCCCCUGCCCUGGGGAAGGUGCAGAGCAGCUAGGCACGGGGCUCACAGCAAAACACCCAGCUCUGCCCAAAACAUCAUCCGAGCAAGCAGGAACUAUCGAUAGCAAAAAGGCCAACAUUUGUCCAUGGGAAGCAGAGGAUGAGCCACGCGCUACAACAGAAAUAUGCCCCUGGGAAGAGCCUGCAGCUCCGCUGAGGAAGGAUAGACCGAGUCAGGACAUAUGUGGGAUUUCCAAAGGGGAAAACAAACCAGGAUCAAGAGGACUUGCAGAUACCAAAGCAAAGCUGACGGACACCAAGGACCAUCAACCAGUGUGCAGGGACACAGGGAUCUUAGGAAAGCUCAUUAGCAAAAGCCUGGAGAGCACAAAAACCGAGUCCAAGAAAUCCCAGAGUGUGGAGAGCAUUAAGGACGAGGUCUGUCCCUGGGAGAGCCUGGGCACGGAGCAGCCCCCAGCAAAACCCCGCGCUGGGAGCCCAGACAUGACCAAAUUGCCUUCAAAGAAAUCCCAGAGCGUGGAGAGCCUGAAGGCAGAGGUCUGUCCUUGGGAGGCUCAGGAGCUCGAAGCCACCGAUAAAGCAGAAAUCUGUCCCUGGGAGGUGGCUGUCCCACCAUCAAGUAAAGAGAAACCAAGACAGGGCAGAGAUGGUCUCUCCGCAGUCAGCAAAAGCCCUUCCACAAGUCAAGACCUAUUGAAAGAGAUGAGAGAGAAAAUAAUCGGAAAAAAGGAGAAAUCAAGCGCAGACCGUGAGUCCAUCUGUCCCUGGGAGAGCAUAGGCAUGGAGCAGCCCCCAGCAAAACCCCGCACUGGGAGCCCAGACAUGACCAAAUUGCCUUCAAAGAAAUCCCAGAGCGUGGAGAGCCUGAAGGCAGAGGUCUGUCCUUGGGAGGCGCAGGAAGCUGAAGCCACCGAUAAAGCAGAAAUCUGUCCCUGGGAGGUGGCUGCACCUCCCUCUGCUCAGCCAAAGGCAAAGCUGGGUGCUGGGGGGAGUUCAAAGGGGGAAAAGCGCAUCACACGUCAGGCAGCGUUAGCCAGCCCGGAGAGAUCCCUGGAGAAGGGCAGCAGCGAGCGAGAGGCCGUUUGUCCCUGGGAGAGCCUGAGCACAGAGCAGCCCCCAGCAAAACCCCGCGCCCGGAGCCCAGAUCUGCCCAAAUCGCCUUCAAAGAAAUCCCAGAGUGUGGAGAGCCUGAAGGCAGAGGUCUGUCCUUGGGAGGUGCAGGAGCUCGAAGCCACCGAUAAAGCAGAAAUCUGUCCCUGGGAGAGCCUGUGCACGGAGCAGCCCCCAGCAAAACCCCACGCCAGGAGCCCAGAUCUGCCCAAAUCGCCUUCAAAGAAAUCCCAGAGCGUGGAGAGCCUGAAGGCAGAGGUCUGUCCUUGGGAGGCUCAGGAGCUCGAAGCCACCGAUAAAGCAGAAAUCUGUCCCUGGGAGGUGGCUGUCCCACCAUCAAGUAAAGAGAAACCAAGACAGGGCAGAGAUGGUCUCUCCGCAGUCAGCAAAAGCCCUUCCACAAGUCAAGACCUAUUGAAAGAGAUGAGAGAGAAAAUAAUCGGAAAAAAGGAGAAAUCAAGCGCAGACCGUGAGUCCAUCUGUCCCUGGGAGAGCAUAGGCAUGGAGCAGCCCCCAGCAAAACCCCGCACUGGGAGCCCAGACAUGACCAAAUUGCCUUCAAAGAAAUCCCAGAGCGUGGAGAGCCUGAAGGCAGAGGUCUGUCCUUGGGAGGCGCAGGAAGCUGAAGCCACCGAUAAAGCAGAAAUCUGUCCCUGGGAGGUGGCUGCACCUCCCUCUGCUCAGCCAAAGGCAAAGCCGGGUGCUGGGGGGAGUUCAAAGGGGGAAAAGCGCAUCACACGUCAGGCAGCGUUAGCCAGCCCGGAGAGAUCCCUGGAGAAGGGCAGCAGCGAGCGAGAGGCCGUUUGUCCCUGGGAGAGCCUGAGCACAGAGCAGCCCCCAGCAAAACCCCGCGCCCGGAGCCCAGAUCUGCCCAAAUCGCCUUCAAAGAAAUCCCAGAGUGUGGAGAGCCUGAAGGCAGAGGUCUGUCCUUGGGAGGUGCAGGAGCUCGAAGCCACCGAUAAAGCAGAAAUCUGUCCCUGGGAGAGCCUGUGCACGGAGCAGCCCCCAGCAAAACCCCACGCCAGGAGCCCAGAUCUGCCCAAAUCGCCUUCAAAGAAAUCCCAGAGCGUGGAGAGCCUGAAGGCAGAGGUCUGUCCUUGGGAGGCUCAGGAGCUCGAAGCCACCGAUAAAGCAGAAAUCUGUCCCUGGGAGGUGGCUGUCCCACCAUCAAGUAAAGAGAAACCAAGACAGGGCAGAGAUGGUCUCUCCGCAGUCAGCAAAAGCCCUUCCACAAGUCAAGACCUAUUCAAAGAGAUGAGAGAGAAAAUAACUGGAAAGAAGGAGAAAUCAAGCGCAGACCGUGAAUCCAUCUGUCCCUGGGAGAGCCUGGGCACGGAGCAGCCCCCAGCAAAACCCCGCGCUAGGAGUCCAGAUCUGCCCAAAUCGCCUUCAAAGAAAUCCCAGAGCGUGGAGAGCCUGAAGGCAGAGGUCUGUCCUUGGGAGGCUCAGGAGCUCGAAGCCACCGAUAAAGCAGAAAUCUGUCCCUGGGAGAGCCUGGGCACGGAGCAGCCCCCAGCAAAACCCCGCGCUGGGAGCCCAGACAUGACCAAAUCACCUUCAAAGAAAUCCCAAAGCGUGGAGAGCCUGAAGGCAGAGGUCUGUCCUUGGGAGGCGCAGGAAGCUGAAGCCACCGAUAAAGCAGAAAUCUGUUCCGGGGAGGUGGCUGCACCUCUGCUCGCGAAAGGAGCAGUCCCGGGCAAGGCAAGCCUCCCACCACAAAAAGCAGGUGCCUCCAAACCACCAGAGAAGGGGAGCAGUGAGCACGAGGUCAUCUGUCCAUGGGAGAGUGUGGGCACAAAGGAAUUCUCCCCAAAGUCUUCUACAGAGAAAGAGCUGCCCAAGAAGUCCAGCAGCACAGACAGCAAAUCUGAUAUUUGUCCCUGGGAAGCAGCAGAGCCUACCACGUCUGAGAAGGAAAGCUUCCAGCCAGGGAUGCACCCACAGGGAGAGCACAGAGCAUCUCCCGCUGCAACGGGAAAGUCAAAGCUGGUAGCAGGAGCUAGUGCCGUGUCUCCAACAGCCCUGCUGAAAAAACCCAAGGGCAUAUCUGAUGGCAAGGCUGAGCACAAGCCCCUGUGUCGCAUCCUGCCAGGCAUCCAGCCCCCGCAGGGCCGCAGGGCAGAGCCACUGCCUCGGGGAGCAAGUGCAGCUCCCACGGUGGGCAGCAGCCUCAGCCCAGACGCCAGCAUAGCCCAGGUUUGUCCCUGGGAAGCAGAAGAGGCUCCAUCAGCAUCUGACAAGACCAGCACAGACACAAGGAAAACCUCCGAGGUGUCCGUGGGAGGUGGAGAGCGUGGAUCCCACUCCGACCCUCUGCAGGCAGGGCAGAGCCAGGAUGAGCCCCCGGGACGGAGGCAGGGGGGUGAGUGAAACCAAACCCGCCGUUUGCCCAUGGGACCACGAGUAGCUCCCUCCACCUGACCACCAGCCAGCUGCAGACGCGGCUUUCACAAAUGGAAAGCCCUGAGCUGAAGGCUGGUGCCUCCCUGAGUGGGGACAGAAGUGGCCACCAAAGCCAGCAGCAUGGCCACGCUCCCAGCGGGCUCCAGCAGUGGCCACCAGCCAGCCAGGCCUGGGGACCAACGCAGCGAGGGGACAGUUAACAUCUGCCUUCAUCGACACUCAGGCCGGGCAGCAGCCUGCAAACACCAUCCGUCCUUCACCUACAGGCACCUGGCCCAGCACAGGGUCCCCUCGGUCCAAGCCCAGCACCCAAAUACAUCGGAACAGCCCUGGCGCCAGCCUCGCUCGCUGCCACCAGCACAGCGGACACAAAGCUGCGGCUUGGUGGCUACAGACCCUCACCCACGAGCUCCCCAGCAGCUCAACAGCCUCCUACCACAUGGGGAGGUUUACAGCGAGGAGGGGCUUGCUUGGCACCCCGAAAUACGCAGCCCCACAGUCUCAGCAAGCUGGACCCUGAAACAAAGGGAGUCAAACCAGGGCAGCAAAACAAUGCAGCUGGGGAGGAAAACAGCUUUCCAGGGUUCCCGCAGCCCAGCUGAUGUCCCCCAGCACUGCUGUCACCUCUAUUUUAAGCCAGGGUGGUUUCUGUAAGCGCUGCUAGGUCCAGGCAAGUUCUGAAGCCUGGGAUAAAGACCUGUUGUUCCCAGCCAGCCCCACAUUUUGCUUCCUUAAAGUCAUUUACCUUUAAAAGUCCUCUGAAGUCACCGAGCCAGCCACAAGACUUCCACACACACCAAGCAAACCUGUCUGCUGUUCUGGUCCAGCGCCACCAGCCCAGCGCUUGCACGCCGCGCUUUGGCGAUGCCCAGCACCAUCUCUGUUCCCAGACGCCUUUGCCUAUCGCUUGACCCGGGUGGGAUAAACCCAAACUUCAGGCCACCCCGCUGCUCUGCUUUUACAAACCUCCACAUCCACAAAGGCUGAGAUGGGUAUUCCUGAUACUAACCUCUCCUCUAACUUUACAGCACUGCUACACUUCUAAUUCUUGCAGCAACUCAGCUGUUAACAUGUUUGUCUUAACUAACAAUGCCACUAACUUUUCAAAGCACUUUGUCGUUACUGGCUUCUUCACUCAUCCUGUGUGUGCACGUGUGCAAACACGCCCAGGGCUCCCCUUCCCAUCACAGGAGAGUUUUCCCCAUCAGCAUUUCCACCGGCACUAGCAAGCCUUCGCUUUUACAGCCCAUCUGUAGAAGAGCUGGAUGCCUUUUGCCGUCCCACAUUUCCACUUCUCCCUGUGUUGGCAAGACCCAUUCCUUUGAGGCAGAUGCAAAGAGACUCCUGUACGACAGAGAAGGUGCGGAGCCCAUGGAGGCACUACGACCUCCAGAGCAUCAGACAAGGCUCCCAGGUUUGCCAUUACUCCAGCCUGCCCACUCACAAAUGCAGGAGGGAAGGGAUGCAGCCACACGCAUGGGGAAAGCCUCAGGAUCAGGAAGGCAGCGGCUGGGAAACAACAAAGCCUCCAGUCUCCCCAGAUUUGUCCCUCUGCUCCACUUAGAUGGAAGCAAAUAAAGAGACAGCUGAAGUGAAGGUUUUGGCUCUCCCUCUGAUCUCCACGCAAGGCUGGGGCUCAUGCUUGUCCUGCCGUUCUUUUGUCCCUUACUUCCACUCUCCUUAGAAAGUGGUGUUGCUGUUGUCUGUGGUCUUCAGCGCUGAACGUCAAACGACCAUCCAAUCGUGUAAGUAAAUGUACAUACAGAAAAUAAAAAGUGUUAUCUACAGAG
Messenger RNA from Falco peregrinus (peregrine falcon), 10431 nucleotides. It is a transcript of the gene GPR179, whose product is annotated as G protein-coupled receptor 179. The record is from RefSeq and is a predicted model, not a curated record. Lineage: Eukaryota; Metazoa; Chordata; Aves; Falconiformes; Falconidae. Gene Ontology annotation, cellular component: membrane. Gene Ontology annotation, molecular function: G protein-coupled receptor activity. Gene Ontology annotation, biological process: G protein-coupled receptor signaling pathway.